CCCACGGGGUGCGCGUGAGGAUGUCUCGGGCUGUUCACCUUCCAAUCCCCUGUCCUGUUCAGCUUGGUUCCUUAAAAGAUGACUCCUUGGAAGCUCAGCUUCAUGAGUAUGUCAAAGAAGGAAGCUAUGUAAAAGUGAAGAAGAUUCUUAAGAAAGGAAUUUAUGUUGAUGCAGUUAACUCCUUGGGCCAGACUGCGCUUUUCCUUGCAUCAUUAUUAGGCCUUACAAAAUUAGUUGAUAUUCUGGUGGAUUAUGGAUCAGAUCCAAAUCACCGCUGCUUUGAUGGGAGUACCCCUGUCCAUGCAGCAGCAUUUUCAGGCAAUCAGUGGAUCCUCAGCAAACUGUUGGAUGCAGGCGGUGACCUUCGACUCCAUGAUGAGAAGGGUCAAAACCCACAAACCUGGGCCCUUACCGCAGGGAAAGAGUCCAGCACUACGAUGGUGGAGUUCAUGCAUCGCUGUGCCUCGCACAUGCAGGCCAUCGUCCAGGACUUCUCCUGUGACCUCCUGAAGAGGAUCGACUCCACUCAGCGGCUCAUCUGCAGCCUGCCCCGGUUUGGCGGCCUCAUGCAGGGAAGCCCUAAUGGCCCUUCUAACCGACUGCAUAAAACUGGAGUAAUUUCUGCCCAAAAUAUCCACAGCUUUGGCUUUGGGAAGUUUUAUCUUUCAGCGAGAACGAGGGUGGCCUAUCUAGGAUCUCUUCCAAUAAUUGGAGAAAAGGAAGUGAUUCAAGCUGAUGAUGAGCCCACCUUCUCUUUCUGCAGUGGCCCCUACAUGGUCAUGACCAACCUGGUGUGGAAGGGGAGCAGGGUCACAGUGAAGGAGCUGAAUCUCCCCACCCACCUACACUGCAGCAAGCUGCGGCUGGCUGACUUGUUAAUUGCGGAGCAGGAGCACAGCAGCAAGCUGCGGCACCGCCACCUGCUGCAGCUGAUGGCUGUGUGCCUGUCCCAGGACCUAGAGAAGACCCGCCUGGUUUAUGAGCGCAUCACCAUCGGCACACUGUUUAGUGUCCUCCAUGAACGGCGGUCUGAGUUCCCUCUGCUGCACAUGGAGAUGAUCGUGCACCUGCUGCUCCAGAUCUCUGACGCUCUGAGAUACCUGCAUUCCUGGGGGUUUAUCCACCGCUCCCUCAGCUCCUAUGCCAUCCACAUCGUCUCCACAGGGGAAGCGAGGCUGACCAACCUGGAGUACAUGUUGGAAAGCCAGGACAGAGAUGUACACAGGGACCUGACUCGAGUACCCCUCCCAGCCCAGCUGUACAACUGGGCUGCCCCAGAAGUUAUUUUGCAGAAGGAAGCCACAGUGAAGUCGGACAUCUACAGCUUUUCUAUGAUCAUACAGGAGAUUUUAACAGACAACAUACCCUGGGAUGGCUUAGAUGGCUCAGUUAUUAAAAAAGCCAUAGUCACGGGAAAUUAUUUAGAAGCUGAUUUCAGGCUUCCAAAACCUUACUAUGAUAUUGUUAAGUCAGGCAUCCAGGUCAAACACAAAGACCGAACUAUGAACCUUCAAGAUAUCCAGUAUAUCCUGAAGAAUGACCUAAAGGAUUUUAUUGGAACCCAGAGAACUCAGCCAACUGAGAGCCCCAGGGUGCAGAGGUAUGAACCCCAUCCUGAUAUCAGUGUCUAUCUAGGACUGACUUCAGAACAUCCGAAAGAGAACCCAGACUUGGAAAUAAAAGAGCUGAAGGAAGCGGGCAGUCAGCUUCAUUCACCAAGAAGUCCCAGUGAAAAGGCAACACCAGAUCCUCAGGCCCCAGAUCCCAGUCUGAUGGCCAAGGAGACUCAAAACCAAGAUGCUGCUUCUCCUGCUUCCUUUGUGGCAGACGAGGCCAGAAGCCCCAGCCCAGAUCAGGCAAGCCUCUGCAGCUUUGAAAUGAACGAAAUCUACUCAAGCUGCCUGGACAUGGAAAGUGACAAAAAGAAAGAGCCCCCAAGAGCUGGUUUAUCUCUGGAGGGGCCUAGCCCAAACCAGGUAGAUGAUCUGAAGUCCCUGGAAGAGGAGUUGGAAAAGAUGGAGAGAGAGGCAUGCUGUUUUUGUGAAAAGAGUGGGAGCUCUUCAGAAGCUGACACAGAGCUCUCCUUUGAGGACUGGGACCGGCAAAAUGGUUCACUUAGUUCCCCCAGCCCACCUGAGCCAGCGAGAGAAGUGAAGGACAAUGUGAACAAGUGGUCCAAGACUGACAUGUACAUCAGUAAGUGCAUGCUGGAUGUAAAGAUUGCACAGGCAAUAGCGAACCAGAAUGACGAGUUACUGGGGAAAAUCAAGCAGAAAUUCAAUGAGUUUGAGAGGAUGCAGAAGGAGCAGGAGGAGUGCCUCUCUCUGUGGACUUCUUCAAGAAUGUUUUCUAACCUCUCCGACUUUCCUGCAGCUGUGGGCCCCCCAUCUUUUGUUUAUAUUCCCCCUGUCUUGCAACUCCCAGGGGGCCAGUGGCCAGAUGCAGGUAGCAAUUGCCCGAUCCUAGCAAGGUCUCCCAGAACAAUGAGAGACUUUCAAGGGGGACAUUUUGGCAAAAGGUGCAGGGAAAGAAGUGGCUGUGGCUGGAAACCUUUCACUGCUUUCACUCAAGUCUCUGAAAAAAGCACUGGGGAUCCAUCGGAAAAGAGCCAUCAGCUGCCAACUCUUUGUGGCCCUGGAAAACAGAGCCCAGGUGAACAAUUCCAGCCCACUCAAGAAGCCAAGGACAGUCUGGAAAGAAAUAGGAACCAAAAUACUGGCAGCCAGGGACAGCCUAGAGAGUUCAGUGCCCAAGCCAAAGUGACACAGCUGAAUAGUUCACUCUUCGCUGCAUCAAACCACCCGAAGGGACCUCCAGUAACAUCCAUCCCUGUCCAAGGCUCUACCAGGAUCAAUAUGGAAUCGGCGUCUUCCAAAACAUAUAAUACAAAGUCAAGAAAUAAUGAAGAUGCUGGAAAGGUACACUUAAAAUGGAUAAUGGAGGUGAGAAAAAUGGCAGAGAAAGCAGCUACUGGGCAGCUGGCUGUACCUCCUUGGCAUCCUCAGAGUGGUUUGACUCUAGAGAAUGAGGCUGAAAACAAGCCUGAUCACUUGCUGCAGCCCCCCAUUAGGGACCCUGAGAAUGUGACUUGGCGGCAUGUUGUAGAGUAUCCCAGGAAAAGUGAUGCUCCAGGACGAAAUGGCAAGCAUGACAAAACAGACAACAGUGACCGUGACUGCCAGCAUGGCACACAGCCUGGGCCUGGAAGCUUCACCAAUAACAGGCACCUGUGCCCCAGAGGAAAUGAGCAGCCAGAGCUUAGUGAAGUCUUUCAAGCAAGUUCUGAAGCAUCUGUGGUCACUGAGAAAUCUUGCAGUGAACAGUCCUGGCCAUCGACUGGUUCACCAGAGUCUUCAGAGGACAUAAGAGAUGAAUUUUUAACUCCAGACAAUGAAUAUUUUUACUCCACGACUGCUCAAGAAAACUUAUCUCUAGAGACCUCAAGUCCCAUAAAAGGAAUACAAGAUGCAUUUGCCCAACGUCAAGGCUCUGGUGAAAGAAAGGUCCAAAUGAGAAAAAGCCUUGGAAAGAAUGCUGAGGUUUUUACCAGGUCUCAGUUCCAAACUAUACCAAGUCCUGAAGGUGAACAAGAGGAGACGUUAAAGGAGUCACUGAAGGAACUGAAAGAGAAAGACAUAUCAUUGACAGACAUUCAAGACCUGUCUAGUAUCUCCUAUGAACAAGAUGGUUGUUUUAAGGAACUCUCAUGCAAAACACCCAAAACAAACCACGCACCUACUAGUGUCAGCACUCCGCUCAGCCCAGAGUCAAUUUCUUCAACUGACAGUCGCUAUAAAGACUGCCUUGAAAGCAUCACAUUUCAGGUGAAAACAGGGUCUUCCUCAUGCUGGAGCUGUCAGGAAUCUGAUAAAUUUACAACUGUCCAAGAGAAAGCAAAGAGCCUAGAGUCCCUUUUUACUUUCUCUGGAACUCUCCCUUCAAGACGGACUGAUCACAAAAGAUCAUCUACAUGUACUGGGGCUCGUUCCUCCAGCAGUGCUAAGGCACCUGACACGUCAUCCCAUGCCACCCAGAAGAGGAGCCUGCCAAGAGAACUAGUAGAAGCCAUCUCGCAGCAACACAUUGACAAGCUACCACCUCCAUCUCAGGAGCUACUUGACGAAAUUGAACACUUGAAGCGGCAGCAGGCCUCGUCCACCGCAUUGGGUGAGGACACAGCAAGUCCUCUGGGCAUCACUGCAAACGAUCAGAGUCAUUUAGAAGAACAAGAAACUAACAGUACAAAAGAAGAUAGUAUACUUUGGACCCAACAAACUCAGUGUGUAGGAGAAGACACAGAGAGAGCUCACUCUUCUCUAGACGAGGACCUGGAAAGAUGGCUGCUGCCACCUGAGGACAUCUUGGAGCAACAGGAUCUCCCCAAGGGCUCUGCAAGGGAGAUAAAUACCAAGGAUCGAGAAGUUGGUGAGAAGAAGAGAAGAGAGGAAGAAGGCAUGAAGCCAGAGAAGACAUCAGAGAGCUUUUUAGGGACUUCUAAAGAAGAGGAACUGAAAUCUUGUUUUUGGAAGCGACGGAGUUGGACGGAACCUUCCAGGAUAAUCGUGCUGGAUCAGAGUGACUUGUCAGACUGACCGGAACUGGAUCAUAGAUGGACUCCUGGCCUGAGUUUGAAUAUCCUGCUUGUGAGCUCCCUUCUUCCUAGUCUCCUUCAGUCACCAUCAGGGUAAUGGUUCCGUAACUCACACUUUGUUCAGCUGCCGUAAUAGACAGAAAGAUUUGGCCCUGCCUGUUUAUAGCAUAUGUAACCAUUUGUUUUUGUUUCUGUUUUUCGGAGCUGUAUUUUAAGCUUUUAUUUCAGCACAGUGGUUGUAAUAAUUUGUUUUCAGUUAGAUUUCUGAAAAGUGAAAGGUAGUAUUUUUGAUCAUAAAAAUUUCUCAUUGUGCCCAGAAUAGCUUUGGUUUUGUUGACACAGAUUUUUGAAAACUUUUACUUCUGUUAUAUAAUAAAAUGUUUACUUUUAAUACCAGUUGA
Molecule: messenger RNA, 4992 nt
Organism: Miniopterus natalensis
Lineage: Eukaryota; Metazoa; Chordata; Mammalia; Chiroptera; Miniopteridae
Source: RefSeq, a predicted model, not a curated record